Messenger RNA from Micromonas commoda, 1089 nucleotides. RefSeq lists its product with no specific name. NCBI's taxonomy places the organism in Eukaryota, Viridiplantae, Chlorophyta, Mamiellophyceae, Mamiellales, Mamiellaceae. Gene Ontology annotation, cellular component: nucleus. The record is from RefSeq and is a predicted model, not a curated record. The coding region runs from base 1 to 1089 and encodes 362 amino acids. The transcript has a single exon. Gene Ontology annotation, molecular function: protein binding.
AUGGCGCCUCUCACCCAGGUGUUCGUCCGCACCCUCGACGGGCGCACGCGAUGCCUCAACUUUGAGCGCGAUGACGCGUCGCACGAGGAUGCGUUGACCCUGCGCCACCUCAGGCGCGCGCUGGAGUCCUCCGAGGGCGUGCCCGCGUCCGAGCAAUUGAUUCGGGUCGGCGGAUUGGUGCUCGGCGACGGCGACGACGACCGCGCGCUCCGGUCGCUCAGCGACGCUCCCUCCAUCGACGCGGACCUCCUCUUACGCAUUAACGGAGGUAAGGGAGGGUUCGGGUCGCUUCUCCGCGGCUCCAAGUCCGCGCAGACCACCACCAACUUCGACGCGUGCCGAGAUCUAAGCGGCCGAAGGAUGCGUCACGUCAACGCCGAGAAGAAGAUGAUCGAGUGGGCGAAGCACGCCGAGGAGCGCGAGCUCGAGAAGAUCGCGCUCAAGCACGUCAACUCCAGGAGCAGCCAGAUCAAGCGUAAGUUCGAGCAGAUCGAGGAGCAGGAGAAGGAGAGGUUCAAGGUGGAGACCUUAGCGCAGCGGGAGAGCACCGAGGAGGCUGUCGCGGCGGGCAUCAGGAUCGAAGCCCAGCGGAGGGCGGCGGAGGCGGCGGCGGAGGCGGAGAGGAAGAGAGAACAGGCGCGUAAACAGCGCGCGUUGGACGGUAUGUACGGCAUGGGCGGCAUCAGCGACAGCGACAGCGACGAGGACGAACCGACGAUGCCGAACGCCGACGACGCUCCGAAGAUGGACCCGAAGAUGCCGGAGAAGAUGGACCCGCCCGAACCGGCGCGGCCGGAGACGCCCAAGGAAGAUGCCGAGGCGCAGAAAGAGGAGAACGCCGGUUCGCCGGAUACGGGUGACACGGCGGCGGUCCUCCCCGCGGAGAUUGUGCUGAAGGAUCACGGGUCCGCGGAGGAGCUGGAGGCGUUUGGUAUGGACAGGCUCAAGGAGGAGCUCAUGAAAAACGGUUUGAAGUGCGGCGGCACCCUGGCGGAGCGCGCGCAGCGUUUAUUCCUGCUUCGCGACAAGACGAUCGACGAGAUCGACGCGAAAUACAAGCCUCCCGUGCGCAAGGAGAAGAGGCGAUGA